This is a messenger RNA of Sporothrix schenckii 1099-18, 510 nucleotides long. RefSeq lists its product as uncharacterized. The transcript has a single exon. The record is from RefSeq and is a predicted model, not a curated record. The coding region runs from base 1 to 510 and encodes 169 amino acids. Lineage: Eukaryota; Fungi; Ascomycota; Sordariomycetes; Ophiostomatales; Ophiostomataceae.
AUGUCCGUCGCCCAGGUCGUCCAAGCUCCUGAUCGGCCCGCGUUGCAGCACAUCACCCGCCUCUUCCUCGCGGGCACAACGCCCGUCAAAAGCCUUGGCCAUGGGAACCCAAACCCCGUCGUCGACUGGCGGCGUCUCGUCUGCUCGGCUGUCGGCAACCUGCCCGUGACCGUCUUCGAUCCGCUGCGCCCGGACUGGGACGCCUCCUGGACCGAAGACGCCAACUUCUCGCUUUUUCGCCAGCAGGUCGACUGGGAGCUCGAGAUGCAGGAGCAGUCGACUCUGAUCGCCUUCUUCUUCGAUCCAGCCCGCGACGGAUCCGUCAGUCUGCUGGAGCUGGGUCUGUGUGCCGGACGAGCCGCAAGCGCCAUUGUUGGCUGUCCGCCGGGAUACACGAAACGCGGCAAUGUGCAGAUGGUGUGUGCCCGCUACGGCAUUCCGCUGGUCGAUUCCGCCGAGGCGUUGGCCGAUGCGGUCCGGGCGCACCUCGUUCGGGGGGGAUGCCGUUAG